Molecule: messenger RNA, 2220 nt
Organism: Rhizophagus irregularis DAOM 181602=DAOM 197198
Lineage: Eukaryota; Fungi; Glomeromycota; Glomeromycetes; Glomerales; Glomeraceae
Molecular function (GO): protein binding
Source: RefSeq, a predicted model, not a curated record
AUGAAAUUUCAAUUUUUAAAUACUGCAGUACUAUCAGAAGAAAUAUUCCAAAAUGCUGUUUUACGUAUAACUACUGGUAAUAUUUCGAAAAAGAAAAGCAGGGAACGAUUAAUUGAAGAACACAAAAAACUAGAAUAUUUUGGUGAUAAAAAUGAAUAUGUUAUUCAUAACACCUGCAGUCAACCUGAUUUAAAUUUAAAUCAACAACUUCGGGUAUCCAUAGCAAAUUUACAAAUCGAUCGUAUGCUACCCAUCGAAAAAUUUUUGUUGUGUCGAGUGAUAACCAGAUUCACAAAAAUGAACGCUCUUUUAACCCUUGUAGAAGAUCCAGAGGGUAAUGUAGAACGACUUGCAUUGUACAAUUGGACAAGUCUACUCAAAGAUAAAGAAAAUCAAAUUGAUUGUUUAUCUAUCGACAAGUCAUUUCUGCCCAUAGGUACUCAACUUAUCAUCAAAAAUCUAUCUUAUAAAGUUGCUGCUGAUAAUAACACCAUAAUUUAUUCGAAUAAUCCUGAAGAUGUUGUCAUUUACGAUCAUAAUGAUAAGCUAUUUGACGAUUUAAAAUGGUCUACAGAUCUAUUGAAUGAUAAGGAAAUUAAAGAGAAAACUGCUGAUGAUUUCUACUGUUAUGGGGAUGAUGAUUUUGUUUCAAACGAUUACACUGCGGCUGUUGAUGAGUAUUCAAAUGGUAUCAAACUGGAACCACAAAAUGUCACAUUGUACGCUGACCGAGCAGAAGCAUUUCUGCGAUUGUCUCAAUUUCGCAAUGCUCUCGAUGAUGUAGAUAUAGUUCUUAAAUAUGAACCUGGUCAUCUGAAAGCAGCUUUUCACAGGGGUAAAGCUCUUUGUGACCUUAAGCGUUAUCAAGAAUCCAUUACUACACUUCAAGAUUUACAUCAAAGAAUGAAAAUCAUUACAGAUCAUAGGAUUGCUCCAAUUAGACAGAGUACGGAACAGUUGUUAAAACAUGUGAAAAUCUUAGCUUCUGAAAACAAGAAUGGACAAUAUGAUUAUACACAUAUUAUCAAUGAGUUUUGUGAAAGUGCUAAAAUUAGAAAAGGUCCAAGAUUAGAUCAUGCUGAUUUCUUAUUUGAAGAUAUUGAGAUUCGUCCUGUAGAAGGAAAAGGAAGGGGAUGGAUUGCAAAAUGUGAUAUUCCUGAAAAUACUUUGUUGAUGGUCUCGAAGGCAUUUAGUGUAGUAUAUAGUCAUGAAGUCCUUGGACGUUUUAUGAAAAGUAAUAUUCAAAAUAAUCAGACUACAUGUAUUGCAUCAUCUUUGUGUAAUGAAGAAUUAAUAACUCGUAUUACACAGAAACUUCUGACAGAACCUUAUCAUUGUCAGGAAGUGUACCAACUUUACAAUGGCUUAAAUUUAAACAAAACUGAUAAAAUUAACGAGCAUCUAGUGAAUGUUGAUUUAAUUGGAAGUAUUGUCAAAUAUAAUUCUUUUGCGUUGGAUAAUAAAAUUAUCAUUGAAAAUGUUGAGUUGAGUGGUUUGGGAUUAUGGAUUUUGCCAUCUUAUUUUAAUCAUUCAUGUAUUGAUAAAAAUGUAGCACAAUUUUUUAUUGGGGAUUUAAUGUUUAUUCGAUCUCUAAGACCUAUUUCAAAAGGAGAGGAGCUAAUUAUUAGUUACAGAAGUGCUGACAGCAGCGAAGAGAUACGAUUAAGGUAUCUUAAAUCAGUUGGAAUAGAUUGUCAUUGUCGACUUUGUAAGUUGGAUGAUUCUGAAUCACCAGAGGUUAAUGAUAGAAGAAUUCGACUUCUUAAUACUUUUGAAAAAUUAAUUAAACCUAGAAUAUUGAAUGUCGCUAAUCCUUCUCUCAUUAAAAGAUCAGAAAAGAUAGUUUCCGAAUUACAUAAUCUUAGAAAAGAACAACCAGAUCUAGAAUUUGAUACAUUAGAACUUAGUAAAAUUCUAGCAUUUGCUCAUCGCAAAAAUGGAAACUUAGCAGAGGCUCUUUCUAUCCUGAAAGAGGUAUACAAUAUAUAUAAAAAUGUUCAUCUGCAAAUCGUUGAUUGUAUCAUCUUUGAUAUCGUAUUAUUAUAUAUUGAUCUCAAGCAGAUGGAAGAAGCCAGAAAAUGGUUUGAUAUAUUGUUGAAAAAGUUAGCGGAACCUAUAUUAGGCAAAUUUAAGGAUGAUGAAAUUAAAUGGAAAAAAGAUGCAUUUCAUUUAACAGAAAAAAUUUUUCCAGUUAUGAACUCGAUCGCUAAAUGUUUGUGA